Messenger RNA from Hippopotamus amphibius kiboko, 396 nucleotides. Its product is annotated as optic atrophy 3 protein homolog. Lineage: Eukaryota; Metazoa; Chordata; Mammalia; Artiodactyla; Hippopotamidae. Bases 10 to 396 code for a protein of 128 amino acids. Gene Ontology annotation, cellular component: mitochondrion. The record is from RefSeq and is a predicted model, not a curated record. The transcript has a single exon. Gene Ontology annotation, biological process: regulation of lipid metabolic process.
UGGGCCGAGAUGAGGGCCAAGAUGCGACUCAUGGGCUUCAAUGCGGAAGCCAUCAAGCCGCUGAACGAGGAUGCGGCCGCCGAGCUGGGCGCCGAGCUGCUGGGCGAGGCCACCGUCUUCGUCGUGGCCUGCAGCUGCCUGGUGCUGGAGUACUGGCGCCACCAGGCGCACCAGAGUCGCAAGGAGGGGGAGCAGCGCGCCGCCUGGGUCACGAUGCGGGACGAGGUGGACCACCUGGCGCUGGCGCUGGAGGCCCUGCAGGCGCAGGUGCAGGCGGCGCCGCCAGCAGGCGCCCUGGAGGAGCUGCAGGCGCAGAUGCGAGAGGUGCGCGCCCAGCUCUGCGCCCCGGACCCGCCGCCGCCCGCCCCCCAGACAGAGCCCACGCCUGAGGAGUAG